Messenger RNA from Quercus robur (English oak), 1784 nucleotides. Its product is annotated as mitochondrial import inner membrane translocase subunit TIM50. The coding region runs from base 99 to 1226 and encodes 375 amino acids. NCBI's taxonomy places the organism in Eukaryota, Viridiplantae, Streptophyta, Magnoliopsida, Fagales, Fagaceae. Gene Ontology annotation, molecular function: phosphoprotein phosphatase activity. The record is from RefSeq and is a predicted model, not a curated record. The transcript has 10 exons.
UCCCAAACACCCCCAAUACUCUCUCUCUCUCUCUGAGCCAAAAACCCUAGCUGAACCCUCGAAACCCCCAAAUUCGAAACCCUAGGAAAUUUCAACCAAUGUCGUCGGCGUUGAUUCUCAGAUCCCGCCUGGCCUCCUCGUUGUCGAAACGGUACAUUCGCUUUCUCAGCUCCGACGUCGUUUCGGGGGCUCCCAAGGAGCCGUUGGCGCCUUCUUCUGCUUCCGUUGCUUCUGCUACUUCUACGGCUUCUUCUAGUGCUGGGAAUGGUGGUGAAGGUGCGGAUGCUGGUGCUGUUGCUGAUCAAGCUCCUGUAGAGUCUUCGAGCAACAGUAAAGGUUGGAGGUUUCUCAAGUACGGUCUCAUCGGAGCUCUCACCGGCGGCACCGCCACCGCCGGCUACGCCUCCUACGCAUACACUACGGAUGAAAUAGAUGAGAAGACAAAGGCAUUACGGGCAUCAGCAAAUUUGUCCGUCGCAGAGGAUGCGCCUGCUGUUGAAAAAUUUCAAAAUUUGCUGUACUCUGCUGCAAUGACAGUGCCUGCUAAAGCAACUGAACUUUACCUGGACCUGAGGAGGCUAGUUGAAGAGCAAGUUCAGGGUUUUUCGGAACCAUAUGCAGAAAAGCUUCUUCCUGAUUUGCAUCCCGCAGAGCAACAUGUUUUUACUCUUGUUCUAGAUCUACAAGAGACCCUAAUUCAUUAUGAUUGGACGCGAGAGAAAGGCUGGCAAACUUUCAAAAGACCAGGAGUUGAUGCUUUCUUGGAACAUCUGGCUCAGUUCUAUGAAAUUGUUGUGUAUUCUGAUGAGCAGAGUAUGUUUGUAGACCCUGUUGUUGAAAGGCUGGAUCCCAAGCAUUGCAUACGAUAUAGGCUAUCUAAGGCUGCUACUAAGUACCAGAAUGGGAAGCAUUACAGAGAUCUUUCAAAACUUAACAGAAAUCCUGCGAAGAUUCUGUAUUUGAGUGGCCAUGCACUGGAAGGUUGCCUUCAACAUGAGAACUGUGUUCCUAUUAAGCCAUGGAAGAAGAAUGAUGCAGAUGAUACAGCUCUUUUGGACUUUAUACCAUUUCUUGAAUUUGUUGCCCGUACCAGUCCAUCUGAUAUCAGACAAGUACUGGCAUCAUAUCAAGGGUGUGAAAUCCCAUCAGAAUUCAUUAGGCGUUCUAAAGACUAUCAGAGGCGAAUGCAAGAACAGAAACAGCAGGGUCGUUUCUGGAAACGUUGAGGCCAGGAUAAUGUAAAAACAGGUGAAGGAGAAACUGUAGGACUGGAUUCCAGUUUUGGGUAAGAAGAAAAGUAUAAGGCACUGUUAUUGAAGGUAUCAAGCAAAUUUUCUUGCAAACCAAAGCCAUUUCAGCCAAUGAUUUUGAACUGCAUCAUAUAAAUUCUGACUAGAGACUACGUAUUUUUGUUUCACAGUAGUUGACCUCACAUUUUUUACAUCUAUAUUUCUGUUCCUUGUGGGGAAACAGAAUUUUGGCUUACAGCAAUUGAAGUUUCUACUUGUUCACAAGGUUAACCUGCAGAAGAAGAGGGUUGUAAUUUAGUUGCUUGAAAAACGUGGUUUCUAUUUACGAUGCCUGCCAGCAACAAGAAUACCCCGAACAUUUUUUUUACAGAAAUCAACAUUGUUUGAUGAAUUUUACCUAUUUGGUAUGCAUAUUAUUUUUGUUUGACUGGAACCAAGGGAUGAUCAUGGUGAGCACCACUUCUAUAGGUCAUAUGAAAGAUGAGUGCCAACUAUAUAUUGAUUUAAUGUAAUUAUUUACUGGAUUGGAGCCAA